Molecule: messenger RNA, 946 nt
Organism: Sphaeroforma arctica JP610
Lineage: Eukaryota; Ichthyosporea; Ichthyophonida
Exons: 1
Coding region: 375-761 (128 amino acids)
Source: RefSeq, a predicted model, not a curated record
AUAUAUAUAUAUAUAUAUAUUUAUAUAUAUAUAUGUAUAUAUGUAUAUUUAUAAAUAUACAUGCGUGUGUGCGUUUAAGUAUUUGUGUAUAUACACAUCCAGUGAAGCAUGUAUGUACGUCAUUAGCGUGUACUCUAGACAGGGCGGGCAAUGAGAAAGUUUUCAUCACUUCAGUGGCCUCAUGUCAGACUAGUAAGAUUUAUUAACAGCCUUGUCUUUUGGAUUGAAACUGGACUAUUUUUGACAACUGGUAGUGUGCUCUAGGGCGAAUCAUGCGCUAUCAUCUCUCUCGGUCGUAAUGUCAGCAUUCAUAUAUCAGACUUCAGUACGUGUAUGGGUUUAAUAGACUGUGUAUCAUUGAGGCGUAUUCCAAGAUGAACCAUGCCCUGCGCAGACACGCUGGGCCAGUUCGUGCUGGUAGUCGGCGAGCGUUGUAUAUUCCUGUUGGUAUGUCCGUUCAAGAUCAAGUGAGUGUCGCGCGGAGAUACAUGAACAAGGCGGAAUACACAUUGUUAAGCUUCAGAACCGGAAGCUUGUGUGCAAUGACUUCUGGCUGGAUUAUGAUGGCGUAUGAAACAGUCGAGCUGUUGUGCACUCAGUGCAAACCAUCACCAUUGAGCUCGCUGCUCUCACUCGCCAGAAGUAUAACCCAUUUUCAAUCCACGAGCGUGACUAUCGCCGCUGUCUCCCACGAUUAUAAAUGCACGACAAUCAGUUUCGUAUGCGCUAUUGCGAUAAGAAGUAGAGAUUAUGCCGAUUAAACACAGCGGCCUUCGCAAAACUGUCUAUUUACUAGCUCAAUAAAGUCGUAUACAUACCGCUCAGGCUAAAUGUAGAUGGUAUGCGUAGUUUCAUCCACACACGCUUGUAGUGUUGACCUCAAUCGAUUUGGAUCACCGCGAAUCUGUUGUGUAUACAGAAGGAACAGGUUAAUGCUCAUCGGCAA